UUGAAUCCGCAAAAUAACGUUGUUGAUGAUGAGCCUAUUUAUUAUGUUCUUGACUUGUUCGAUGAUGAAACACCAACAAACAUUUUCUCAGAUGAACAAUGGAGAUCUUUAAUUGAUUUCUUCGAGAAAAAGAAAAAUGAUUUGAGAUUGAAAUUCUGUCAAAUUUUGACAAAAAUGUGUCAAAAAGACCUCAAAUCGAACUUUUCUCAAAUAAUUAAGUCUCUUGCAAGUAUUUUAAGAGAUGAACCAUUGAUGAUUUCCAUUGCUUUGUUGGAGAAUGACAUGCCGACAAUAAGAGAUGUCGUGAAAAGUUCGAAUUCAAACAGAGAUGUUAUUUUCACUUUGUUGAAGGACUCUAAUGAAGCAAAGAGAGAACUUAUCAGGUGCUUGCAAGCAGCCAAGCAUGAACUUCCAAUUGAAAAUGAAUUCUGGGAAGACGUCAUCAGAAUAGCUUCGAAAGAUGACGCAAUUUCAGUCUGCAAAGAAAUUUCGUCAUUGAUGAAUUUCGGUGUUGAGAGCGCAGACAUGUGGGAAACACUUCUUUCUAUUAAGAAAUUGAAGGAAAUGACAGGAGAUGAUAUGAUGCAGCUGUUUAAGGCAGCAGGAAAUGAAUUGUUUAAGGAGAAAAACCCUUUAGUUGAAAAAUUAUUUUUGUAA
Molecule: messenger RNA, 657 nt
Organism: Trichomonas vaginalis G3
Lineage: Eukaryota; Parabasalia; Trichomonadida; Trichomonadidae
Product: ubiquitinyl hydrolase protein
Exons: 1
Source: RefSeq, a predicted model, not a curated record